AUGUUAUACCCAGUCGCUAUGAGCGCUAUCGCAGUCUCAAUGGUGUUUCUUCCAAUGAUUCCCACCAACGUGGUCAUCAUUCGAUGGUUGGCCGUGAUCAACUUGCUCAUCCUUGUAGUUGGUGGAAAUGCUCAAUUGAGAGAGCUGCAAAUGACUACUACUGAGUUAUUAUUCCGGAAGAAAAUUGAACUAAGAAAGGGUUUUGACGCUUAA
Molecule: messenger RNA, 213 nt
Organism: Necator americanus (New World hookworm)
Lineage: Eukaryota; Metazoa; Nematoda; Chromadorea; Rhabditida; Ancylostomatidae
Exons: 3
Coding region: 1-213 (70 amino acids)
Source: RefSeq, a predicted model, not a curated record